This is a messenger RNA of Ahaetulla prasina, 468 nucleotides long. RefSeq names its product kunitz-type serine protease inhibitor 4-like. The record is from RefSeq and is a predicted model, not a curated record. NCBI's taxonomy places the organism in Eukaryota, Metazoa, Chordata, Lepidosauria, Squamata, Colubridae. The transcript has 3 exons. Gene Ontology annotation, molecular function: serine-type endopeptidase inhibitor activity. Bases 67 to 363 code for a protein of 98 amino acids.
GUGAAAUUCCCAGUUGGGGAGAAUAAAUAGAGCCAGCAGCCUGCGUGUGGGGCAGACGGCUUCAUCAUGUCUUCUGGAGGUCUCCUUCUUCUGCUGGGACUCCUCACCCUCUGGGCGGAGCUGACCCCUGUCUCCAGCCAGGACCGUCCAAAGUUUUGUCAUCUUCCACCUGAGAUCGGACCAUGUAAAGCCAAUAUUCGUCGCUUCUACUACAACCCGGCUUCAAACAAAUGUCAAGAAUUUAUUUAUGGUGGUUGUGGAGGCAAUGCCAACAAUUUUAAGACCAUAGAUGAAUGCCACUACACCUGUGUUGCAUUACCAACAAGGAGACCCACCAGAAUUGGAACUACUGUUCGAACUUGAGCCAAAGAUCCUUCUUCUGUCCUGGACCAUCCUGGAGACCCUCCCCCCAAAACCCACCCUGGGCUCAUUCCUUCUCUUCUGCAAUAAAGCUUUGGUUCCAGCUGC